UUCGAUUUUGUGUACUCGACGUUGCGGUCGUCUGGCUUUAAGAAUGGAAAAUUCGAUAAAAGUGCUCGCCUUAUUUUUGUUGUUGCCAUUACUUUAUGUCCCUGCAAAUGGACAUAAAAUAGUGUGUUAUUAUGACUCAGCAAGCUCUUUACGUGAAAAUCCAAACCAGUUGACGACUUCAAACUUGGCUCUUGCCCUACGAUUCUGUACGCAUUUGAUUUAUGGCUAUGCGGGAAUACGAGCUGACAACUAUCAAGCACACAGCUUAAAUGAACAACUGGACGUUCAACAGCAUCAAUUCUCUGAAGUGACUGCCUUAAAACGCCACUAUCCAGGUCUGAAAGUACUGCUGAGUGUGGGAGGUGAUCGCGACAUCGAUGGAGAGCAUCCAAAUAAAUACAUCAAUCUGCUUGAAUCCCAAUUCAACCAGAUAGAAUUUAUAAAAUCAGCUCACUCGUUGGUCAAGAACUACGGAUUCGAUGGUCUUGAUCUUGCCUAUCAGUUUCCCAAGAAUAAGCCAAGGAAAGUUCACUCACUUCUUGGUAAGGCUUGGAAAGCAGUUAAGAAGUUAGGCACUGGCGAUUUUAUUGUGGACCCUAAUGCAGAGCAACAUAAGAAACAAUUCACAUCGCUUGUCCGUGAUGCGAGCGAUAAACUGCGCCAAGAUGGUUUUCUCUUAAGCUUGACUGUGCUUCCAAAUGUCAACUCGACUUGGUAUUUUGAUAUUCCGGUGCUCAAUGACCUCGUUGAUUUUGUUAAUAUUGCUGCAUUUGACUUUGUAACUCCCGAACGCAACCCUGAAGAAGCGGACUACCCAGCUCCGCUUUUUAAGGACGAAUCCCAUGAGCGACUGUCUCAUUAUAAUGCUGAUUUUCAAACGCAAUAUUGGCUUGAUCAAAGAUUAGAUGAAAAAAAAAUCAUCUUAGGUAUACCCAGCUACGGAAAUGCUUGGAAGCUAACCAAAGAUUCUGGAGAAACUGGAAAGCCCAUUGUGUCGAAGACGAAUGGUCCUGCUCCGCCAGGUCCCUAUUUGAAUAAAGCUGGUGUACGCAGCUUACCAGAAAUAUGUUUGCUGCUAGAGAGUCCAAACAAACCCGUAACGAAAGCUGAUCUUUUGACUGGCGAGGUUAACAAAUACGGCAGCUAUGUGUUAAGUUCAAAAGAUUUAAAUACUGAGAGAAUCUGGGUUGGCUAUGAUAAUUUGGAGACUGUUAAAUACAAAACAGCCUUCUCUGUUAGGUACUUGGGAGGCAUAGCUCUUUUCGAUCUAGGUAGUGACGACUUUCAAGGAUCGUGCUUUAAUGAAAAGUUCCCCAUACUGCACACAAUAAUACAACAAGUUCAGGGACAAUAUCCAAUUGAUCCGAUUCUUUAUAUCGAUAUUUGUAUAAUGAAAACAACGCAUCAACAGAAAGCUGUUACGGUCAGAAUGCAAAAUACGAUUCAAGUGUUCAUAUUAUUUUUGUUAACACAUUUACUUUAUGUCCCUGCAAAUGGGCAGGAUCAUAAGAUAGUGUGUUAUUAUGACUCAGCAAGCACUUUACGUGAGCCUCCAAGCCAGUUGACGACUUCAAACUUGGCUCUUGCCCUACGAUUCUGUACGCAUUUGAUUUAUGGCUAUGCGGGAAUACGAGCUGACAAUUUUCAAGCACAUAGCUUAAACGAAGAACUGGACAUUAACCAACAUCAGUUCACUGAAGAACGCCACUAUCCAAACUUAAAGGUACUACUGAGUGUGGGAGGUGAUCACGACAUCGAUGGAGACCAUCCAAACAAAUACAUUGAGCUACUUGAAGGGGGAAUCGAGAAACAAAGAGAAUUUAUAAAGUCAGCUCAUUCUUUAGUCAAGAACUACGGAUUCGAUGGUCUUGAUCUCGCCUAUCAGUUUCCCAAGAACAAGCCUAAAAAGGUGCACUCAGGCCUUGGAAUGAUUUGGAAAAGUUUUACGAAAAUAUUUACAGGCGAUUUUAUUGUGGAUCCUGAUGCAGAUCAGCACAAAAAUCAAUUCACAUCGCUUGUCCGUAGUGUGAAGGAUAAACUGCACCAAGAUGGUUUUCUCUUAAGCUUGACUGUGCUUCCCAAUGUCAACUCAACUUGGUAUUUUGAUGUUCCGGUGCUUAAUAACUUUGUUGAUUUUGUUAAUAUUGCUGCAUUUGACUUUGUAACUCCCGAACGCAACCCUGAAGAAGCGGACUACACAGCUCCGCUAUUCAAAGAGGAAUCACAAGAGAGAUUGUCUCAUUAUAACGCAGAUUUUCAAGCGCAAUAUUGGCUGCACCAAGGGUUCGAUAAUAAGAAGAUCAACUUGGGUAUACCUAGCUACGGAAAUGCAUGGAAACUGACCGAAGAAUCCGGAGAAACUGGAAAACCCACCGUGGCGAAGACGAAUGGUCCUGCUCCGCCAGGUCCCUAUUUGAAAAAGGAAGGUGUACGCAGCUUAGCAGAAAUAUGUUUAAUGUUAGCGCAUUCAAACAAACCCGUUACGAAGGAUGAUUUUUUGACCAGCAAGGUUAACAAAUAUGGCAGCUACGUCAUAAGUACAAAGGAUUCGAAUACUGAGAGAAUCUGGGUUAGCUACGAUAAUUUUGAUGCUGUGAGUUUCAAAACUGCCUACUCCAAAAUUUAUUUGGGAGGUGUUUCUCUUUUCGAUCUAGGCUACGAUGACUUCCAAGGAUCGUGCUUUAAUGAAAAGUUUCCCAUACUGCACACAAUAAAACAACAAAUUGUGGUAACAACCAAAGUUGACCCCAUUAUAUAAUUCAAUGGUAAUAUAAAUACACCCUUACAUUAUUUUUUCUAUUAAUAAAUAAUAAAAAGGCUAAACAGCCAAAUAAGCAGCUCU
Molecule: messenger RNA, 2842 nt
Organism: Drosophila nasuta
Lineage: Eukaryota; Metazoa; Arthropoda; Insecta; Diptera; Drosophilidae
Biological process (GO): chitin catabolic process; carbohydrate metabolic process
Cellular component (GO): extracellular region
Molecular function (GO): chitinase activity; chitin binding
Source: RefSeq, a predicted model, not a curated record